Pelobates cultripes (western spadefoot toad) is the source of this 37232-nucleotide messenger RNA. Lineage: Eukaryota; Metazoa; Chordata; Amphibia; Anura; Pelobatidae. The record is from the annotation of a GenBank genome assembly.
CCACUGUGCUGGUUGCAGAUCCAGAAUGCAUGUUUAUUGUGUUCCUUUUAAUUUAUUUGUGCAUUGUAGGAAGGAAAGAGGAGGUGGUGGUACUACAGGCAGCAUGGAGAGGAAAGGCAGGAGCAAGCAGCUGCAGCCCCUUACACUAACUCCUAUCAGCCUCAGCCAUCAUCACCAGGACCCCAAGCAAGCCACCAUUCUUGACACAAAAGGUAAGCUAAUAGGAAGGUGGCUGCAAAUAUAAACAUUAUAAAUGUAUGUGUCUAUGUAUGUCACAUUGUGGAUGUGCCAGUCUGUGUAUCUGGGUGUCAGUGUGUGUAUCUAUGUGUCAAGGUGUGUGUGUGUGUGUGUGUGUGUGUACGUAUCUAGGUAUGCAUGUAUGUAUCCAAAAAAUGAUCCAAAAUUACUUAAAUGUAUUGGUAUUCAAAAAUGUACUAUUCCUUGGAGAGGGAGUAAUAUUAAAAAUAUCAUAGGUAAAAGUGGAUUGGGUAUCUACAGACACUCACACGCCAUGGCCUCAACGCAGAAUUUAAUAUUUAAUUUUAUAUAAUGUCAUCAUGCCUUUUACUGUGUACCCUCCCUUCUACUUUUCUGUUUUAUUUCUAUUUUAUUAAAAUUUUUAGUAUUUCCCACCAUUUUAAUAUAUACAUUAUUGCAACAUUUUUUUGUAUAUUAUGUAUCCAUAUAUUGUACUUAUGUAUAUGCCUAUCAUCCCCUUUAAUAUAUACUUAAUAGCUACAUGUCGCCCCUUCCCAUUAUGGCCGCCAUUCACAACACAGCAGCCGGUCAUCACAAUAUACGUGCUAACGCACGCCCUUCCCCAUUACGGCCAUCCAUCCCAUUAGCGAAUCGACAGCUGCCAUUCCCAAUAUGGCCGCCAUCUAAUUUAUUACCCAUGCUGCCAUAGACUUUCCCAACGCCACUCCUAAUAUGGCCCCCGUCUAAUAUAUUAUCAUGCUGUCACGUGACUUUACUUAUUUUAGUUAUACCAGCCUCUAAACCCUUCAUUUUGAACUUGUUUUGUUACAAAAAGCAUUUAAUUAUGUCAACUAUGUAUAUGUUAAUUUUUAAUUGGCAAACCUAAUUUUGUCGCCAAUUUUAACAAUUUUAGCCCUGUAUUAACUCCAACUGCCAGGUUGUAUUCUACUCUAUCCACUUGAAGAAGCCCUAGGCGAAACGCGUUUGGAUAUUUUAUAUUGUGAAUUAAAGGUUUUUUUGGUCACUACCCUGUGUCAAUUAUCUCUUUUCUUUUAUACUGAUUUUACAUCCUGGCAUUUUACUUUUCCUGUACUCCAAGCAAUCCUAGGUGGGGAUCAUACCACUAAUGCUGAUACCAUAGAGCAGUUAGCCUGCUCUAUCCUUGUAAUUAUCUAUUAAUAUUUUUAUAUUGAGAGCACUAUUAGUUGUCUUUCUAUCCCUUUCCUGAGUUUUGGAUAUCGCUCCUGAGGUGGACACUUGCUGCAUAUCCUAUAAGUGGGGAUUAUACUUAUAUGCCUGUACCGCUGUACGCCUAUUACGCUAGAGUUGGCUAUAGCUCGCAUAAAAUUUAAGUGUUCUACCAUUAUUUCUACUUAUAAUAUAUCUCUAAUAACAUUUAUUGCACUAUCCGCUGUCCUCCAUUUUUUGUCUUUUAUAUAUGCAUAUGGAUGGCUCUGAUUAAUUGACUCAUCAUUUCAACUGAGGAUAUUUCAUUUUUCUAUCAAGUACUUUAUAUUAACUCUCAUCUAUGACUUACAGUCACCUAUACAUGAGGAUCUCUUACUAGGACUAUCUCUACUAUUGAUAUUAUCUGUGUGUGUAUAUGUAUGUAUGUGUAUGUAUAUGUAUAUGUGUGUGUAUAUAUAUAUAUAUAUUUCCUGGCCAUAUCCAUGGCAGCACAACAAUGGGUAGCUCCUCCCCUAUCCCUAGUUAGACAGGAACUAAUUAAAAUAAGGGUACAAAUACCCCCUCCUACCUCCUCCUCCCUCAGUCUUUUUGUUCCUGUCCUAUCCCUAUAGGACCAAAUUAGUCUAUUUUCAGGACUAUAAUCACUUUUUCUUUUAUGGCUUACCUGAGGGUUUUUACCUUCUGCCCCCAAGGAAGUUCAGCCUCUCUUUCUUGGGAAGCUUCAGUAUCCGGCCCUGUGCAAAGGUGUCCCCCUGAAGUUACCCCCUUAGUGACCGGGGGUUCUACUUGCAGUGACCCUAGGGGUAGCAAGAGAAAAAAAUGCCAAACAAUUCUGAUUCCCUGCAGUGACCAAGAGGUAGCAGGAAGUGGCGAGAAGACCUUAUUCUGGAUGGAUUUUUACAUAUUGAAGUACACCCCACAUGUAUGUAUGUACAAAUACUUUUUGCAUAUAUUCUGUAUUUGUUUAAAAACAUAUGUGUGGGUUUUUCCCCCCCCUACCUAUGAUUUCUUUGUACCUUGCUUCUAUCUUUACACAUGCCUUCUCGGCGUCCUGUUCCUCCUGGGGCGCAUGUGCGCCGUUUUCGCGCAUGCUCGCUUGUUCACGGGCACUCUAGCUUCGCGUGCACGCUAGUUUCGCGUACAUGCUAUGUCCACGCGCACGCCAAAGUCGGCGCCUGGGUUCCGGCUGCCGUGAGGGUGCCUCCUACUCGGAGGUUGCUUCCGGGUUUGUGCCGCGCAUGCGCAGUUAGCGAGCGGUGAAUUCGAUCUUUCUGCGCAUGCGCGGAUAAGCGGUGACGUCAGAUAUGACGUCACACGCCUAUUUAAGCGCCAAAAGUGUAUAAAUAGUUUACCUGAGGUUCUCAUUAGGUCUUUAGAGGACCUGUUUCAUACAAUUUUCUACUUUGAAUAGCAUUUUUUAUUGCAAGAAAUAUUUAAAGGUAAGUUUUACUUCUUAAAGGUGUAUACACAUUUUUUCAUUUUUUUUCAUUUCUUCUUCUUCCUUUCUUUCUAUAAUAAUAAAAUUACUUUUCUAGACUGUUCGUAAUCAUCUCCACAAUGGAGAAAGACAAAAGGAGAUCAAUUUCUUCUGAUUCGGACUCUUCUGGAUAUAAAAAUAGGUCACACUCUAGGAGUUAUAGGUAAGCCAUAUCAUAUCAUUAUUUUCUCUUCUGGUAUAGGAUAAAUAAAGUAAAAGAGUGCUAAUAUGAGAUAUUUCCCUGUCAUGAUAGUUCUACGGGAAAGAAAACAGUGAGAUCAUCCAAAGAAAAAUCUCCAAAGAAAAAUCAAUGCGAAGCCUGUAAUAAUAAACCGCUGGAGGGCAAACGGUUAUGUACAGAGUGUUUAUCUGAAGCGGCUGGAACAUCUAAUCCUUCAAUGGAAUUUGUACAGUUCAUAAAACAAGCGGUGGCUCAAGGUAUCAAAGAAGCAGGGGCAAGUCACAAAAGACCCCGGUUACAUGAACCUUCGGAUUACCAACAUAAUGAUUCGUCAGAUGAAUCCAUGGAUAUGGAAUCAUACCAGGGGAAUUUCUUAUCUUCAGACGAAGAAGAAACUCAGGCCCCUGCAGAUUUUCUAGAACCUGCUCAGAUAGACCACCUCAUUUACAAAGUCCGUAAAUCUUUGAGCUUGAAGGAGGCAGUUGCAGAACAGUCAACCUCUUAUCGUUAUUUCUCAGACUUGAGAAAGAAAAGAGCAACCUUUCCAGUGCAUGAUACUAUUAAGGAAUUAAUUAAAGACGAGUGGUCUAAUACAGAUAAGAAGCUUUCAGCACAAGGCAGAAUAUCUCGCCUCUAUCCUUUUGACAAGUCUGAUUCAUACCAUUGGGAUAAUGCCCCUAAGGUGGAUGCGGCAGUAGUUCGACUCACAAAACAUACCACAUUACCAGUAGAUGAUGCAGGCUCAUUUAGACACCCAAUGGACAAAAAGAUGGAUCUGCAUCUCUCAAAGGCUUAUGUAGCAGCAGGGACUGGUUUUCACCCUGCAAUAGCCCUUACUUCAGUGUCCAGGGCCUUAAAAAUCUGGAUCGAAAACUUGGAAGAAGAUAUCAGAGAUGGGAGAAACAGAUCUUCUCUUCUGGAAAGAUUAAAUGAUAUUAAACUGGCCGUUGACUUUACCUCAGAAUCCUCAGUGGACAUGGUGAAAGCUUUAGCAAGAAACAUGGCUCUUUCUAUUUCAGCUAGAAGAGCUUUAUGGCUGAGAUCCUGGUCCGCAGAUUCAUCAUCAAAGUCUAGUCUAUGCGCCCUUCCUUUUCAUGGUGAGAUGUUGUUUGGUAAAAAUCUAGACGAGUGCAUCAAAAGAGCUGCAGAAGGUAAAAAAGCCUUUCUCCCACAAGACCGGAAAACCUGUGGAUCCUUUCGAGCCAGAAGAUACUCUGAAUACCCCUCUUUUCGCGAUACCAGAUCUUAUAAACCACGAAGAGAAUAUGGAAGAUCUAUUACAUGGAGAGGAGGACAUUCAUCCAACAGAGGAGGAAAGUCUAGAGGUUCCUCAUUUCACAAGAAGCCUUUAUGACAAACCCACCUCCCAUUCUGGAGGAGUAGGUGCCCGUCUACUACUAUUCCAGAAUAUGUGGAAACAUUCAACUCAAGACAGAUGGGUGCUGGAUAUCAUACAAGGAGGUUAUCUUAUAGAAUUCUCCACAAGGCCGCCACCUCGCUCCUUCCAGAAGACAAUCUGGCCAAGAGAUGUAGAAAAAAGAGAUUCCCUAAAAAAAUUUAUCUCAUCCCUUCAAGAAGAUGGAGUUAUCGUUCAAGUUCCAAGAGCUCAACGAACACAUGGGUUUUACUCCCAUAUCUUUCUCACCAGAAAAUCCACAGGGGGAUGGAGACCAAUAUUAGACCUAAGCAGACUAAACAAGUUCCUAAACAUAAGGAAAUUCAAGAUGGAGUCUCUUCAAUCCAUUGUAAAAGCCGUUUUUCCAGAUCAAUGGCUCAUGUCAAUAGACCUGGCAGAUGCGUAUUUCCAUAUUCCCAUAGCACCCCAGCAUCAAAAAUUCCUCAGAUUCGCUGUGGAAGAGGGUCAUUUUCAGUUCCGUGCUCUCCCUUUUGGGCUAAGCACUGCUCCGCGUACUUUCUCAAAAGUUCUGGUGGUUCUAAUCGCAGAACUCAGGAAGAAAGGCAUUGCAGUAUAUCAUUACCUCGACGACCUCUUGAUUCUGGCAGAAAACAGAGAUAUAUUAGAAGAUCACGGCCUGAUAUGUAUACAGUAUCUUCAACAACACGGAUGGAAGAUCAAUUUCACCAAAGGCAACCUAAAGCCAUCCCAGAGCAUGAUAUAUCUAGGAGCAGCAUUCAACACUGCAGAAGGUUCCGUCCAACUGUCCCCAGAAAGGGGUAUGAAAAUUCGGAAAAAGGUCAAAGACAUGUUAGCAUCCAGUGUUUCCUCAGCGGAGACAACUAUGAGCCUCCUGGGAUCAAUGUCCUCCACCAUAGGACUUACAAGAUGGGCCCAAUGGAGAAUGAGGCCUUUCCAAAGGAAUUUCCUUUCUCAAUUCAAGGGCAAUCUGUCUCAACCUAUAAUGAUCCCUCCUCACGUACAAAAAUCCCUGAAGUGGUGGACCCAGAAAGAGUCUCUCUUCAGAGGUUAUCCCUUAGGAAAUAUUCCAUGGAUCAUCAUCACCACAGAUGCCAGUCAAUGGGGCUGGGGAGCCCACCUUCAAGACAACUAUGUUCAGGGGAAAGGGGCAUUUUCAACCUCCAACACCCCUUCGAAUCUUCUAGAACUUCUGGCAGUUUUCAAGGCUCUAAUGCACUUCCAGCAACUUUUACUCCACAAAUGGGUCAAGAUCAGGACAGACAAUACCACGGUUGUGGCAUAUAUAAAUCACCAAGGAGGGACGAGAAGUUGCAGAAUGAUGAAAAUUACGAAACCUUUGAUGUCCUGGGCCCAAUUGAAUUUGGAGAAUAUCUCUGCAAUGCAUCUCCCAGGAACUCAGAACUCUGUGGCAGACUUUCUCAGCAGGGUGAGAUUAGACCCGGGAGAAUGGAGUCUAUCAGACAUAAUAUUUCUACAGAUCGUAGAAAAAUGGGGCCUUCCCCAGAUAGAUCUAAUGGCUACAAGCAACAACAGAAAAGUCAAGAACUUCUUUUCGAGAAUUCCAGAUCCCCAAGCCAUAGGAAGGGACGCAUUGACAUGCAGUUGGAACUUCGACCUGGCUUAUGCCUUUCCUCCGAAACCCCUCAUCUUCCCUCUGCUAAGGAGACUACGACAAGAGAAGGCAUCACUGAUUCUAAUAGCCCCUUUUUGGCCUCGCAGACCUUGGUUCCUGCUCCUACUAAGUCUGUGCAAGAAGGAUCCAUGGCAUCUUCCAGUUGUCCCAUUCCUGCUACAUCAGGGUCCAAUUCAUCAUCCAAACCCAGCAUCCCUUCGUCUGUUGGCAUGGUACUUGAAAAAGAAGGGUUAAAGAACAAGGGGUUUUCGAGAUCAGUAAUCGAGACACGAGCAAGGAAGAAGUCCACUUCAUCCACUUACUACAGAAUUUGGGAUGUAUUUUCUUCAUGGGCCAGUUCAAGACCCUUUGAUAUUUUGAACCCUUCAACUACUGAUAUUCUUGAUUUUUUACAAUCAGGUCUAGAGAAGGGAUUGAGUUAUAACACUUUGAAAGUACAUAUUUCAGCCCUCUCUGCUUUAACUAAUCAUAAAUGGGCACUGGAUCCAGACAUAGCUAGAUUUCUGACUGCAGUCCUCAAGAUCAAGCCACCCAUUAAGUCUAUUACUCCGCCAUGGGAUCUCCCUCUGGUCCUGAAGGCUCUUAAAGCAGAUCCUUUUGAACCUAUGGCAUCAAUUCCCUGUCAUCUUCUCACGAUCAAGACAGUUCUACUAGUAGCCCUAGCCUCUGGUAGAAGGGUUUCUGAUCUUCAGGCUCUUUCGGCUCGAGAACCUUUUACUAUAUUUCAUAAGGACAGAGUCAUCCUGAGAACGGUUCCAGAAUUCCGCCCUAAGGUAACUUCAGAGUUCCAUAUGAAUGAAGAAAUAAUCCUUCCAGCAUUAAGUACAGAAGAAUCUAAUAACGGGGAAAACGCUGAUGAUGAUGCUAUCGACCUAGUAAGAUGUCUUAAGAUAUAUAUAUAUAUAUCAGCAGAUGGAUAGUUUCGGCCAUUAUCCAAUCUUAUAGAUCAUCUAAUACAAGUGUUCCUGAAGGUUUGAAAGCUCAUUCUACACGUUCCCUGUCUUCAUCCUGGGCAGCUGCAGCAAAGGUUUCUACAGAACUGAUUUGCAAAGCAGCCACUUGGUCAUCUUCUAAUACAUUUAUUAGACAUUAUCGUUUAGAUGUAAGAGCUGGCCAAUACGAUGGAUUUGGCAGAUCAGUUCUUUCUGCCUCAAAGGAUUAACUACUAUUCUUUUUGUUCAUCACAUUGAGUUGUUUGUGAUAAUACACUUGCAUUAUAUAAUGAUGUGUCUGAGUUUUUCUUUCCCUCCCUUGGUUUUAGCUUGGGUAUUACCCAUUGUUGUGCUGCCAUGGAUAUGGCCAGGAAAGAGAUACAUUUACUCAUACUUACCGUAAUUUUCUUUUCCUGGUCAUAGGCCAUGGCAACACAAAGGUCCAACCCAGGGAUAUUGCUGUUAACUAGACUGAGGGAGGAGGAGGUAGGAGGGGGUAUUUGUACCCUUAUUUUAAUUAGUUCCUGUCUAACUAGGGAUAGGGGAGGAGCUACCCAUUGUUGUGCUGACAUGGCCUAUGACCAGGAAAAGAAAAUUAAGUAAGUAUGAGUAAAUCUAUCUCUAUAUAUAUAUGUAUAUGUGUGUGUGUAUGUGUGUGUGUGUAUAUAUAUAUAUAUAUAUAUAUAUAUAUAUAUAUAUAUAUAUAUAUAUAUAUAUAUAUUAUCUUUGGCACAACCUUUCCUUGUCUUGUUUGAUAUUAGUUUUAAGGGUCUUGAGGGAUGCCCUUUUUUUUUUAGGUUGCUGCCUUCCGGUAUUUUGUGUAUUUGCACUGAGAGUGGAAAAAAAAUGAAAUCCCACCCAGGAGGCCCCCGAGGUAAGCUAAUUGCGAGUCCCACAAUGACACAUAAAAAAUGGAAAACCACAGGACUAAAAAUAAAUAAAUAAGAGAAAACAUAAAGUUUCUUUCCACAUAGCAUAUAGUGGGUGAUGACAAUGUACCAUGCCAGAGACGACAACUGCCAAAAUCAAAAUCAGCCGAUGCCUCUCUUGGGCAACACAGGUUCCAGAAAUGGGUGUCCUGAAGUUGGACCUAAUAGUCCAUCUGAGUGCACACAUGUGGCAAUGUCAUAGGAAAAGGGCAGGCCUGGGGAAGUCCACUGAGGUUUCGAGACUACAUUUAGUGGGAUCUUUGAGCCUAGUCGCAGCCGGCAGCUAGAUUAAGGGUGCUUCUCUCUUGUCUUGUGGGAAACAUCUCCCUCUGCAAAAACUUUUUUUUAGAUUCUCUUUGCUACGAUUUCACCGCAUCUGCGGUAAACACGCACUAGAUUCGUGUGCAAUAGCCUGUUGCUCUCGGAGCACCAAAUUUCUCCAGAAGGCAUCAAAUAUGUGGUCUAGCUUGGUCGCAAGGUCAAGCUUCUCAGCAUAGCACUUUUGAGGGCACACGGCAUCAACCAUGACACACGUCUCCAUGUCCACAGGCUGCCUGCUUGGCUCCCCUUCCAGCGUACAAUCUGAUACAGCCAGGUUACCUUUCAGGAGUGGAUCGAGAUCAACCCUACCGGUCCAGGGGUUGGGAGGUAGGAGAUCAGUGGAUGCCGCACCGCUGAAGCAAGAACGAGGAGAGUGUCCUCCUAUCCCCGACUUCAUCACCCACAGACCGCAGUGAGUCACCUCGGGAUCCCAAUUGCAGAAAACAAGGUUACCAAGGCACUCCUAACUCAGAUAGAGCACAUUGGUAUGUAUACAAGCUCAGUAUUUGAGUAUUUCUGUGUAAUCGGCAAAUACAGCGGGAGCCCCGUUAACAUGCAUUUAGUAAGGUUGCUGGUCAGACUCCUCUCCUCCUAUAAUACUAACUUAACAUAAAUUACUAUACAGAAUAAUAUAUGAAUGUGCCAGCAAUGUUCUUUAACACACACACUAGCCUAUAAGUUGUCAGAUCCACGUUACGUGCAGAGUAUCUUUUAAUCAUUUAAAAGCAGUCGUGUACUUGUAUGUCGUUUGCCAUUGAAUGCAGGGGUGCAGGGCCGGACUGGGGAUUCCAAAGCAGCCCUGGAAAAAAAAUCUAUGCCAGCCCCAUAAGUCAUUGCACCAUAUAUUGUCGCAUGUAAUAUGUAGGGCUAUGUCUUGCCACCCUAGAUGAUUGAGAUAUAUAUAUAUAUCUCUUUUUCCAAUAUAAAAUAUUGGUUCUUUCAGAGUAAAAUCUUUAAUUAUACAGUAAGCAUACUGACAUGCAGACACAGACAAUCUCACUGACACAAGCUGAUUGAUACACAGCCUCAUAAACAAACAAUCUCACUGAUAUACAUAAGGUCAUUGUUAAGACACCUCCAGUGUCUGUAGGCAAAACCGCCGUUUAGUAGACCUUCCCCGGCUGCAGUACAGUCUCCGUUCGCUUAAUCUGUAAUACACGAACCAAAUGCAGGGGAAGCGUCAAUCUCCCGAACGAGAUACGUGAACGGCUCCAAACUCCCGAACGGCAAUACACGAACUGCUGGCAACCGUCGAACAGCAAUAUUCACCAAGCGGCUUCCGUUCCAUCCAGCAGUCUCUAAACGUGAAGAAGCAAUCCCCCCAAUAACGAGACAGAAGCUCCGCAUUGAGGGUCAAACAGGAUCUGGCUUUACUGUGGGCUACCUGCCCGUAUUUAUGCAGGUCUCCCACCUGGUGGACACUCCCCUAGGGGACCAAAUGGGAGACUUAAAUGACAGACAGAUAUGGGGACAUUCCAGACACACAGUCACAGAUUUUACCCACAGUGCAUUAUGAUUCCCUCCCCUCUGCCCUGGAGUUAAUUACCAAGUAACUCAAUUAACUCCAGGACAAAGCCAGUCGCCAUCUUAGACAUAAAAUAAUAAAAGACAUAAAAAUAUAUAACUACACAAAAACCGAACAUUUCCCAUUCGUAUCACCUAUCCCCAGAUAGCCUGGAUCUGAGUGCAUAUUAUUAGCGAAUAGCAAUCAGAUCCCACACACAUAGUUCAAUCGCCAUGGAGUCAAAGUUCUUACAGUCUUUCGGUAUACGAAUGACUCCAUGGGAAGGCUAUCUGGGUUAAGUCUUUUCAUAUGCUCUAAAUCUCCCGAACGGCCGGUGUUCGCAUGCUUUCGUGGAGGCAGCUAGGCGUUCCGUUGUUUCAGCGGUGUUCGGCAGAAAAAGUGUCAGUUUUUAGUUCCAUAGAAAUAGAGCCAAACACCGCUGGGCGUUCGCUUGAUUUAAAAUGGCCGCUGCCUCGUGGUCGACAUACGAACGGCGACCACCCUGAAUUCGGUUUAAUUGAGAAGUGUCUGCGGUUAACCACAACGUUCUAAUUGGGAUCACUUCGUUAACCAGCAGCACACUCCUCACUUGGGUGGCCGUUCGUUCGGCAGGUUUGUUCGGGAAAAAAAGAGUCAUUCGAAUGGCUGGGCUAUAGAAACCAGCCAUUCAUACGAACGGGAGACAAACAGACGAAUGCAGUAAAAAUCCAAGCAGACAGAUGGUUCUGUCACAGUCAUUAAAAUAAAAACACAAGCUCACUCAGUAGCAGGCACACACACACAAGCAAGCCCACUCACUAGCAGGCGCGCACACACACACACAGCUUAAUGGCUCUGGUGUCUACAGCCUGUCCCUGCAGGCUUUUCAAUGUAAACACUGACUUUUUAGAGAAAAGGCAGUGUUUACAUUGCUUCCUAGUGACAGACACUCAGACGGUCACUAGAGGUGCUUCCUGUGUCAGUGCGGAUUGGCUGAGAUCAUCAAGCUUGAUGAUCUCAGACGUAGAGGCAGGGCCAGUUGAGGGGAGACCAGCACGACAUGAAAAAAAAAGGUGAGUACCGUGUUUCUCCGAAAAUAAGACCGGGUCUUAUAUUAAUUUUAGUCACAAAAAACACACUAGGGCUUAUUUUCAGGGUAGGGCUUAUUUAUUUACGGUACCGGUAUGUACAUUGAACCCCCCCUUUAAUUAAUCCACCCCCCUUUUAAUAAAUCCACCCCCCUCUAAUUAAUCCACCCCCUCUAAUUAAUCCAGCCCACCCUUUAAUUAAUUCACCCCCUCUAAUUAAUCCAGUCCACCCUUUUAAUUAAAGGGGGGUGAAUUAAUUAAAGGGUGGGCUGGAUUAAUUAGAGGGGGUGAAUUAAUUAAAGGGGUGGUGAAUUAAUUAAAGAGUGGACUGGAUUAAUUAGAGGGGGGUGAAUUAAUUAAAGGGGUGGUGAAUUAAUUAAAGGGUGGGCUGGAUUAAUUAGAGGGGGGUGAAUUAAUUAAAGGGGGGUGAAUUAAUUAUUCACCCCCCUCUAAUUAAUCCAGCCCACCCUUUAAUUAAUUCACCACCCCUUUAAUUAAUUCACCCCCCUAUAAUUAAUUCAGUCCACCCUUUAAUUAAUUCACCACCCCUUUAAUUAAUUCACCCCCUCUAAUUAAUCCAGCCCACCCUUUAAUUAAUUCACCACCCCUUUAAUUAAUUCACCCCCUCUAAUUAAUCCAGCCCACCCUUUAAUUAAUUCACCACCCCUUUAAUUAAUUCACCCCCUCUAAUUAAUCCAGCCCACCCUUUAAUUAAUUCACCCCCCUUUAAUUAAUUCACCCCCCUCUAAUUAAUCCAGUCCACCCUUUAAUUAAUUCACCCCUCUUUAAUUAAUUCACCCCUCUUUAAUUAAUUCACCCCCCUCUAAUUAAUCCAGCCCACCCUUUAAUUAAUUCACCCCCCUCUAAUUAAUCCAGCCCACCCUUUAAUUAAUUCACCCCACCCCCUUUAAUUAAUUCAAUUAAUCCCAGACAUAAAAUAUCUAGCGGUACUCACAUUUCAAAGAUUCCUUGCCGAGUCCGACCACUGGGAGCCUCACCGCCCGGAAAUGGAUCCUUCCGCUGAAGAUCCGUGAAGGCAGACUGAUGGCGCUGCAAAAUGUCGUCAUCACGUUGCACGACGCUCCUCCUACAGCAGAAGAAGGAAGUCUCGCCGCAAAGGUACAAUGCCUAGGUCUUAUUUUCGGGGUAGGGCUUAUAUUGCAGCCCACCCCGAAAAUCCGACUAGGGCUUAUUUUCGGGGUAGGGUUUAUUUUCGGGGAAACACGGUAAAUACACACACACAUACCAUGACAGACACACACCGUGACACAGACAGAAACACAGACACACCAUGACAGACAGACACACCAUGACACAGACACACACACACCAUGACAGAGACACACACAUACCAUGACACACACAACUUGACACACACACCAUAACACAGACCGUGACACAGACACACACGACACAGACAGAGACACCAUGACACACAGACACACACCACGACACAGAGAGAUCGUGACACAGACACACACACACCGUGACACAGACACACAUUACAUGACAGAGACAGACACAGACCAUGACAAACACACACACCAUGACACAGACAGACCGUGACACAGACAGACGCACACACCAUGACAGUCAGAGACACACACACCAUGACACAGACAGACACACACACACCAUGACAGAUGCACACACCAUGACAGAGACACACAGACACACACCAUGACACAGACGCACACACCAUGACAGACAGAGACACACACAAUGACACAGACAGACACACACACACCAUGAUAAAGACACACACACACUCACACUGACACACACAAUGUCUACCUGGGACUGUGGGGAGCUCCCUUGGCGGCUGCAGGGGGAGUGGCUGUUCUGCCUCUGCAGGGGUGUGAAUAUAUUAUAUUAUAUUAUAUCUUUGAAUUCUAUGGUUUUGCAUAUCAGGACAUAAUAACAAUCAUCUGUUCCUUAGUAGGUCUUAAAAUUGGGUACACACAACCUCAGAUGAACAACACAUGACAUGUAAUAAUGGGUCAUGAUUUAUUUAACAAAAAUAAAGCCAAAAUUGGGAAGUCAUUUGUCAAAAACUAAGCAGACCCUUACUGCUUCCAUAGGAAUUAAGAGGCUAAGUAGCAGAUAGAUGUCCUUGAUUAAUUGAUCAUCAGCAAAUGUUAGCACCUCUAUAAAAGUUUUAGCAGUUUCCUAGUCUGGAGCAUUCAAAAGUGUGUUAACACAAUGUCAAGGAGGAAACACAUCAGCUAUGACCUUAGAGAAGCAAUUGUUGCUGCCCAUCAAACUGGGAAUGGUUAUAAAGUAAUUUCCAAACAUUUUAAAAUCCAUCAUUCUACAGUGAGAUUUAUUGAAGAGUAGAAAACAGUCAAAAAGGGUGUACCUUUUUUUUUAAAAUCAUGACUGUGUGUGUGUGUGUGUGUGUGUGUGUGUGUGUAAUAUAUAUAUAUAUAAACAGGGCCCGCCAAGGUAGAUUUGGGAGUGGUGCGUGGGAUGACCAAUCAACGUCGGUCCAGUAUGGAGGUUCCUGUUUCUAUAUAGGCCGGAUCAUCCCCUCCCACAACUCCAUGCUCCGCCUUCUCAUUUGUGGUCAGGGAAAGAGGCAGAGUAAGCGUUGACCCUAAAAUAUACUAAAUUUGGUUGUGGUGUGCCGAACCCGAUGUUCGGGCAGGCCCGUAAAGAGGGCAAAAAAGUGUAAGCAAAGCAACUUUAAUACGUAUUUACUUGUUUAACAAGACCCUUGCAGAUAUGUGGUUUCAUAUUAUUUGGUUAAGUCUUUGAAUGCCUUCUUUGACUGACUUUUCCAGUACUUGGCCCAGGUCCUCCAUUUCCCUAUGGUGGGCACCUAUUAAAAUAAUUAGCAGGGGGAGACAUAGUGUCCCCCCAUGCCCUCAACUGUGUCCUGCGUGUAGGGGCAAUUAAACUAAACAGGGGACCUAGUGUCCCCCACAACCUCCACCUCAUUGGUGGUGGAUGGAGGCCCUAAUUAAGAAUGGGGGAGACCUAUAGGCCCCACCUAUCCCCAUCCAUUGGUGGGGGUUGGGUACCCUAAAUAAUAAUGGGAGAACCUAGAGGCCCCCUCAGCCCCAACCCAUUGGUGGUGGGUGGGCCUUAAAUUAUAAUGGGGUGACCUAAUGUUCCCCCCACCCAUUGGUGGUGUAUGGCGGCCCUAAAUUAUAAUGGGGUGACCUAAUGUUCCCCCCACCCAUUGGUAGCGGGCGAAGGCCCUAAAUGAUAAUGGGGUGACCUAUUGUCCCUCUCAACCCCCACCCACUGGUGGAAGUUUGGCCAUCUUCCCCUCCAGUGACUAAGGGUCCCCUAGCUGCAAGUCACCCUCCCUCCCCCCCCCCCCCCAAAUACAGAAAUAUCCAAUCUAUCCCCUCACCCUAAAAAUAGUAGGAGGGGCGGGGGGGGGGCAAAAAAAAUGAAAUACCUGAGAAACAAAUGUAUACUUACCAUUAGAUGUCUUCUUUUUUUUUAUUUCCCUCUUCUUUUUUCAGCCGCAGAAAAGGCCAAAUAAAAAUCCAUAAAGUCGAGUCAAAAUAUUAAAAAAUUUUUUUAAAAGGACCUGAUUGCAAGAAAAAAUAAAAUAUUGUGAAAAAAUAUUUAGGCAGAAAUAUUAAUUACAUCUUCACCCGGCAAGGGAAUGCCUUAUACACUCAGAGCGCUCUGAUUGGUUGGCUUAAUAAAGUGUAGAGGAGUCGGGAGAGAUGCUAAAAGAAAUAGAUACGGUCAUGACAGUGCCACUUUAACUGCCUGCUAGAGCCUGGAGGAGCCUCCUUUGUGUAAAUAAAGUUAAAUUUACAGAGCAUUAGAUAAGAACUACAAAAGUGAGCACACUGUGCUGUAAGAAUUGAUUGAAAAUAAAAUUAUUCUUUUCAUGUUGGCUGUGUGCAGGGCCGGAUUAACAUAGGGGCUGAUGGAGCUGCAGCUCCAGGCCCAGGCCCAUGGAAUAGGCCCAUUGAUUUAUAAAAAAAAAAAAAAAAUUUUUUUUUUUACAUUUUUUUCCCCCACACACUACUCUUAGGGAUUCCACCUGGCUUUUAUUUUAUUGGCACAGCCAGUAUUUGAGGCUGCCUGGCUGGUGCCAAUAUUGCAGGGAUACUGGCAAUACAAAUGCUGGUAUUUUUCUCAGUAUAAACAAGAGAUUACUCUGCAAUACCAGCACUGGCCAGUAGGGGUCGCUGUGUGUGGAGACAGGCAGGGAUAGGAAGUUCCAGCAUAUCCCUCCCUGCCUAUCUAUACUCACUGAUCUGCAGGGGUGCAGACAGCAACUCCCACCCUGCAGAGACAGACUACAGCUCAGGGAAGUAAGGGAUGGGGGGAAAAGCUGCAAGGAGACAUAUACUGAGAUACUAAGGGACACUGGGAGACAUUAUGGCACAGACACAUGGGGACACAGUGUCCCCAUGUCUCCCAGCCAGUGUCCCUGGUGUCUCAGUGCCCCCUAGUCUCCCAGUGCCCCCAGUAUGCCAGUGUCUCACUGUCCCCAUGUAUCCUAGUGCCUCCAUGUCUCUCAGUGCCUCGAGUGUCACAAUGUCUCCAUGUCCCCAUGUCUCCAAGCUAGUGUCCCUGGUGUCUCCUUGUCCCCGUGUCUCCCAGUGUCCCCAUGUCUCAAUGUCCCCAUGUCCCCCAGCCAGUGUCUCUAGUGUCUGUGUCCCCAUGUCUUCAAGUGUCCCCUAUUUUCCCAGUGUCCCCAUGCAUCCCAGCCAGAGUCCCCUAGUCUCCCAGUGUCACUGGUGUCUCCGUGUCCCUAGGUCUCCCCGUGUCCCCAGGUCUUCCCAUCUUCCUAGUGACAUGGGGACCCUGGGAUACAUGGGGACACAGGGAUACAUGGGGCAUUGAGACACUGUGAUACAUAGGAUCACUGGGAGACCUGGGGACACGACACUAGGGGACACUGGGAAACAUGGGGUACUGAGACAAUGAUACAUAGGAACACUAAGACCUGGAGAAUCGACACAUGGGAGCACUGGGAGACAUGGGGCCACUGGGAGGAAUCCAUCUAUACAGCAGAAUCAAACUAAGUCGUUUUUUUGGUGAUUUUACAGCAUUUUCUCUUAUGUCACUCCUUGUGAUUUACAUCAUGUAAUGUCACCAUACAUAUUUAAUUAUGCAAAUUAGCAAGGCCGGUAUGUUUUUCCAAGAAAGGUGGCAACCCUUACUACUUUUCACAUACUCUUACUUAAGUAUGGAAACUUAAGAGGGAUGUAUGGGAACAAAACUUGUGUGGACUGGCUGACAAUGGAUAUAGUUAAAGGGACACUAGAGUCACCAGAACUACAGCUUAUUGAAUUUGUUCUGGUGAGUAGAAUCAUUACCGUCAGGCUUUUUGCUGUAAACACUGUCUUUUCAGAGAAAAUGCAGUCUUUACGUUACAGCCUAGUGAUAACUUCACUGGCCACUCCUUAGAUGGCUGUUAGAGAUCCUUCCUAGGUCAUGGUGAUACCGGAGAAACUGACGGAAGCAAAGCACAGAGAGAUGGACACAGGUUUCUUCAGGAAGGAAGAGAUUCUUUAUUGGAUCACCGAUCGGGACUCAGAGGGACUAAUGUCACCAAAAAUACAGCAAGUUCUGAGCCCUGAACAAUAGUGCAGGCUCCCUAUAUAGGCACAUAACUCCUCCCAUAUUAAGCUCCACCCGCACAUUCUCUUGACCAAUCAUUACAAAUAAGAAUUAACUUCCUGCUUGACCGCAUGGCUUGUCCAGCACAAUGGAGGAGGGGAAUACUACAUCCUGUAUUCUUGCACAUGCUCCGUACACUACUGAUCGUAUCUUGCCUCGUGCAACCAACUGAUCGAUACGUCAGCAUAUGCACGUACACAUGCCACGUGGUAAUCUCGGCCUACUAAAUUUAUUUUUACCGAGAUUCCACCACAUUCCCCCCUUUGAUGCCUCUUGAUAUUUUACAAUUACUUGAGGCAUCACUUAACCUUGGUUUGCAUACACCACAAGUUACCUUUGAACCAGACCAGACUUAUCCUAUGAUGUGAAUCUUCAACACUCGUCUUCCUGCAUUGGUUCUCCCUGAUCUAGAGCCUUAUAUUUAUAAAUUGCCAUUAUCUGUGCAGCAGCCUUCCUCUCUGCUAUAUUUUCUAUCAGGCUUUGCACAGACCUAACUACUAAGGGUAUAAGACACGGCAGGAGUAGACACAACAUUAAAAUCAGUAGGACUCCACCUACCACUGCCUUAAGCCCUCCAAACCACUCAUACCAGCUACCAAACCAACUACUUGGAUUGUACCCUUUCCAUACCUGAGUAGGCACAUGCGCUAGUUUAACCAUAUGGCUAGUAAGCUCAGCUAUUGCUUGCCCUUCGUCAUCUAUUUGAAGACAGCAAUUGCUCAGGUUAAACUUCCCACAUACACCUCCCUCUACUGCCAAAAGAUAAUCCAAGGCUAAUCUAUUUUGGUAAACUGCUGUCCUCAUCCUGGUAUUAUGCUUCGCUAGAAGAUUGAGCGCUUGUGAUGUCUCGUUAGUAAUGAUCUCAACCACCGCCUGUAACCUUAUAAUGCGGUUGAGCAUAUAAAUAGGGGUUCUAUAACCAAAGGUACCAUCCUCUGCCCACGUGGCUGGCCCAUAAUAAUCUAUAAUACGCUGGGGAGGCCAUUCAUUAUCUUCCCAGGCACCUAUCUCUAUGGGUCCCCUUUUCUUCCUAUGAUUCACAUCAUACACUUUAACACCUAAAGUCUCACCUGUUUCAAUAGGCAACAAGAAGAAGGAUGGUUUUAACAUACCCAACACACAUGCCCCUUCCCAGUCCUGUGGUAACUCCGAAUAGGCCUUCUUACCACAGAUCCAGUACAAAUUCGCUGGGGCUCUCCAGUUAGAUGUGAUGGAUAGAUCAAACCAUACGUCCUUUAAAUUGGCAUAUCUUGCAAACGGGUUAGAUGGUUCUGAGACAUUUGAAGCCGACCACCAAGUUGUAUUCUUUGUAUCAUCAUCAUAAGCUUUUUGCCCUAGACAAGUUAAUUCUCCUACAGAAGUAUUAUACAUCAUUCCUUUCCUCGCUAUGCAAACAUAACCUAUGAUGGAGGUCUUCAAUCUCCACUCAGAUUUACCUCUAACACUCAUAUGAUAGUCGGCUUGUGUAGAUAUUAAUUGGUCAACUGCCUCAGAACCGGACAUUACCUCCUUUGCUUCCCAAGGCCAUUGGUCUCCCAUGUUAGUACCUCCACACACAUAGCAGUUGGUAACAUUAAGACUACCGGCAAUACUCUCGGCUAAAUCAAUGAACAAGUUUUUAGCAUUAUGGGGGAUCUUAUUAUCUAUGCUCAUCUCUUCAUAAAAGGAAUGGUAUACUUGAUGAGUUUGGGAGGUUACCGUAUCAGUCUCUAUCCCUAUAAACAAUAUUGUCCCAGGGUCUAAACCCGUCCCAUAUAUUUGAAACCCAAAUAAAUUACCAUAUUUAUCUAAGAACUUGUCAGGGUUAUUUAUAAGUAUAUGGAUUGGAUUGCAUUCCAUAGACUUACAAUAUGGAUCAGUAGGCAACUUAGUCACAAUCAUGUCCUUGUCUGCUGUCUGUCCCCAAGUCGCCCACCCCACACAAGACCAAUAUGGGCAGAAGUUAUAAUCUCUAUUUGGGCAUCUUGGACUUACAUAUUUAUUUUUACUACUGGGACAAAUAUAUUUAUCGUUAGACCCAUACGUCCUCUCCCAUCUAAGAUCCCCACAUACAUUCCACGGCUUUCUACCACUUGAUAUUGCUUUACACGCAUCAAAUAGCAGAGCACCUGAAGAAUAUACGGAUUUUAAUACCGUCUUAUUAAUUAGGGUCCCCUGAGAAUCUCCAUUUCUGAGAGUCAACCAAAUUGUACGGGGUUGAUACUCAGGACUGAAGCACUUAGGUUCUCCUACUCCUAAAUGACACACACUAUAUUCUAUAUUUAAGUAUCUACAUCUUGAUACAUCUCCUUUACACUCAUAUUGCGAAUGCCAAAUUAGGGUCUGGGAUAUAUGGUUACCUGUUCUUGUAGUCUUAAUGCAUACCUCACAGCUAGGAGUGUUGGUACCUCUACCUUCCUGAAUAUAAAAAUACACAUAAAUAAACAUUAUUAAAAAUACAUCUUUCGUCGUCAUCCUCAGUCUUCGUCCGUGUGAAGGCACCUCAGCUUCCAGGAUGUAAGGACUGCAGGGAAUGGAGUUCUGCUCGUCUUCACAGGGGUCCCCUCAAGACUUUCCCUGACUUAUACACUCGUUGGUGAGUGGACAGGCUUUAUUAUGGCCUUCUCACUCACUUACCAAGUCUCUGAAACAAUAAAAUUUGUAAUCUACAAGGUUCCUCGUCACUCCGACUGAGUCGUGCGUUUUAACCGGAUCUUGCAGGGAUUCUCUGGAUUUGCUGUAACUUGCCAGGAAUCGGCUGCUGCUGGUUUAACCCUGGAGUGAUGUAUCCACGGAGCCACUUCGGCUACUUUUAUCGCUGUAGGGGUAGACAGAAGAACAACAUAAGGACCUCUCCACUUGGGCCCUAACGGCACAUUAUUCCACUCUUUAAUCCACACUUGGUCGCCUGGGUGGUAACUAUGAAUUGGGGGAUAAAUAUUCACAGGUAAUCUAUCUUGUACCCAUUUCUGUACCUCCUCCAUAGUCUUACCCAACUCUACAACCUGCUGCCGGGUAAUUCCUUCUCCCAACUGACUCAAAUCCCCCCUUAAGUUACCAAGCACGGGAGGUGGUCGCCCGUACAUGAUUUCAAAAGGAGAGAGGCCCAUCCUUCUGGUAGGUGUACUACGGAUUCGCAAUAGAGCUAUGGGCAAGAGAACGUUCCACUUAAGUUGGGUUUCCUGACACAUUUUAGCCAACUGAUUCUUAAUAGUUCUAUUCAUUCUCUCUACCUUACCAGAACUCUGGGGUCUAUAUGCCGUAUGAAGCCUCCACUUUAUACCAAGCAUAUGAGUCAAUUGUUGUAGGCACUGAUGAACAAAAGCUGGACCAUUGUCCGAUCCUAUAGAGCAGGGUAGUCCAUAUCGGGGUAUUAUUUCUCGUAGCAGGAAUCUCACGACUUCUCCUGCUUUCUCUGUACGAGUAGGACAUGCUUCUACCCAGCCUGAAUAGGUGCACACCACUACCAGCAGGUAGCGAUGUCCACCCGAUUUAGGCAUCACUGUAUAGUCAAUUUGUAAAUCGGACAUGGGAAGUCCCCCCAUAAACUGGACUCCUGGUGGCUUUACUGGUCCUUGUCUUGCAUUAUUUUUAGCACACGUUACACAUCUACGUACAAUGGCCUGAGUCAAGUUGGACAAUCUUGGUAUGUAGAAAUGUUUUCUGAGAGAUUCUUCUGUACUGUCUCUCCCAGAAUGUGUCCCGUUAUGAUAGUUUUGGACAAUUUCUACCGCUAGUGAUGCUGGAAUAACUAUUCUUCCAUCUUCUAACUGAUACCAUUUGUUCUCCAAAUACUUUCCAGGUUCAGUCCUUAACCACUCCUCUUCUUGAGCUGUAUAAAUUGGAGUCCAUUGAGACAGUGGAGUUGGUAUAAGAGCAGCUAUAUGCCCCACAUAUUCCUGUCUUCCUGAUUCAGCAGCACGCUUAGCUGCACUAUCUGCCAUCCGAUUCCCUUUGGUUACAUCACCAUCUCCUCUCAGAUGCGCCCGACAAUGUAUAAUACCGACUUCUUUCGGCUCCCACACUGCUUCCAAUAGUUGUAGGAUCUCAGCUGCGUAUUUGAUUUCUUUGCCUUCUGAAUUCAAUAGUCCUCUUUCUUUAUACAAAGCUCCGUGGGCAUGAGUGGUUAAAAACGCAUACUUGGAGUCCGUGUAGAUGUUCACUCUUAAACCUUCAGCCAAUUGUAACGCUCGUGUCAGUGCUAUCAAUUCUGCCUUUUGUGCUGAUGUUCCUUUUGCCAGUGGCCGAGCUUCUAUCACCUUGUCUAUCGUUGUUACUGCAUAUCCUGCAUAGCGGAUCCCUUCUUUUACAUAACUACUGCCGUCGGUGUAAUAUUGAACAUCAGGGUUCUGGAUGGGAAAAUCACGAAGAUCUGGUCUACUUGAAAAUACUUCAUCCAUUACUUCCAAACAAUCAUGUUGACUUUCAGUAGGUUGUGGCAAAAGGGUAGCUGGAUUUAAGGUAUUUACAGUCUCUAAAUGCACUCUUGGGUUUUCACACAACAUUGCUUGAUACUUGGUCAUACGGCUGUUACUAAACCAAUGAUUUCCUUUGUAAUCCAACAACGUCUGUACUGCAUGUGGAACUCGUACAUAAAGUUCUUGACCCAGAGUGAGUUUAUCGGCUUCAGCUACUAGCAGGGCGGCUGCAGCUACAGCUCUUAGACAAGGUGGAAGUCCGCUGGCCACUGCAUCCAGUUGCUUAGACAUGUAGGCAACAGGUCUUUGCCAUGAUCCCAAGUACUGUGUCAAUACUCCCACAGCCAUUCUUCUUUGCUCAUGUACAUACAGGUAGAAUGGCCGUGUGUGGUCAGGUAGACCUAAUGCUGGGGCACUCAUCAAAGCCCUCUUCACAUCUUCGAAUGCCGUUUGCUGUUCUUGAGUCCAUAAGAAGGGGUCGUGCUCUGUACCUUUGAUAGCUGCAUACAGAGGUUUUGCCAGUAUCGCGUAGCUGGGAAUCCAUAUCCUACAGAAGCCUGCUGCCCCCAAGAAUUCUCGCACUUGUCUUCUAUUCCUGGGUAUCGGUAUUUGGCACACAGCUUCUUUUCUCUCUGGCCCCAUAAUUCUUUGACCUUCAGAGAUAUGGAAUCCCAGAUAUUUGACAGUUGGCAAACACAACUGAGCCUUCCUUCUUGACACCUUGUAUCCUGCCUUCCAGAGAAUGUGUAGUAGAUCGUGCGUUGCUUGCUGACAUACUUCCUUUGUAACUGCUGCUAUCAACAAGUCAUCUACAUAUUGUAAUAAUACACACUCUCCUGGGAUAGACUCGAAAUCUAGUAGAUCUUGACUUAGAGCUGAACCAAAUAGGGUAGGUGAAUUUUUAAACCCCUGGGGCAAUCUUGUCCAGGUCAUUUGGCGUUUCGAGCCCGUUACAGCAUUUUCCCAUUGGAAAGCGAAGAUACAUUGGCUUUCUGCGGCAAUUCGGAGGCAAAAGAAGGCAUCUUUGAGAUCUAAGACUGUAAAGUAAGUAGCCCCGCCCGGAAUUAAAGCAAGCAGGUUAUAUGGAUUGGGCACGACUGGAUGUAUACUAACAACCGCAUCAUUGACUGCUCUCAAGUCCUGCACAGGUCGAUACUCAUCUGUACCGGGCUUUUGAACAGGCAGCAAUGGGGUGUUCCAGGGGGAAGUACAGAAUUUUAGGAUACCAUACCGUAUGAACUUAUCCAGAUAAGAUUGGAUGUUCUUCUUAGCCUUCUGCGGAAUAUGAUAUUGUCUCAGGCUUACUGGAUAAACCCCAAGUUUUAGUUCGAUUUUAAUAGGUGGAAUAUUGCGGGCCAGUCCUGGUGGGUUGUUCUCUGCCCAAACUCCUGGUAUGUUAAAUAAGGAUUCAUCACUCCUCGGGUUUUGGCUAGUCAACACUGUAUAAAGUCGCCACUCUUCUUCCUUUGGUACGGACAAUGUCAUAAUACCUGAGGGUCCAUUAAACUUUAAGGAUGUUGUUCCAUUUGGUAGGAACGUAAUCUGCGCUUGUAAUUUGGAUAGCAUAUCACGUCCCAGCAAUUGGACUGGACACUCAGGCAUAUAAAGGAAUUGAUGUUUUACUACGUGGCCUCCCAAUGUACAGAGUCGACUUUUAAGAACCGGUUUUUCAGCACUUCUUCCAGUUGCUCCUAUUACAGUAAUAGUUCUUCCAGAUGGAGGAGCAACUUGAUUAGUCACCACCGAAUGUUCAGCACCAGUGUCGAUCAUAAACGCACUCCUUUUUCCCCCUAUUGAUACAUCGACCAUAGGCUCCGCUCGACCAAGGGGGAUGGAGCCCGGUCGGUAUCAAUAGUCCUCCAUGACCGUGUCAGCCAAUCCCACAAAGUCCCUACCUUCUCUAUCGCGGGACCUUUGCGCUGCUGGAUAGUACCUAUCUUCCCUUACACUUCCUUUCCAUUACUCCCUCACCCCUCUAUUACCAUUAAUUAAUUGCCUCUUUAAAGUUUCCGUUUAACCUGCCCUGGGUAAGUUCUUGCUCUCAUACUGCUCUCUUUGCGGACACUUGCGUUCCUCCAAUGCCCUUGCCUUCCUUACAGUACGCGCACUGAUGACCCUACUCAAAGGCUCCCUAUUCCAUCUACCAGACCUCAUCACCGUGACAUCUAUCAUACAUUGCGAUCAGACCAGUACACAGAAUUGACAAACACCACACAUGACACGACAGACCGUGACACCCUAUACGACACACCAUGACAGUAGAGACACACACACCAUGAUAGAGAUAGACACACACACACCAUGACGAUAGCAUCCAUAAUAUCUCACAAGACACACCCAAAGGCAGACGCACCAUGGGGAAGAUCAGACCACCAAUUAACAGACAGACACACAGGUACCAUGGCAAAGGACACACAACUUGACACUGGGCACACAAGUCUACCUGAACUGUGGGCGCUCUUUGACGCUUAAGGGAAGUGGCUGUUCUGCCUCUGCAGGAUAUUAUAUAUUAUAUUAUUUUAUCUUUGAAUUCUAUGGUUUUUAUACAGGACAUAAGGAUUCUGUCUGGGCCUUGUAGGCUUAAAAUGGGUACACAAACCUCAGAUGAAGCACACAUGACAUUCUAAUGGGUCAUGAUUUAUUUAAGUAAAAAUUGUCCAAAAUUGGGAUUCUUUGUCAAAAACUAACAGCUGGCUUACUGCCCCAUAGGGUUAAAGGCUAACUAGCGAUAGAUGUCGACAUUAUUGAUCAUCAUAAAUGUUCCACCUCUAUAAAAGUUUUCCAGUUUCCUAGUCGGAGCAUUAACGUGUGUAACAAAGUUCAGGGAGGAAACACCAUUUGAUGACCACGAGAACAGGGUUGCUCCCAUCAAACGGGAGGGUUAUGCCGUAAUUUCCAAACAUUUUAAAAUCCAUCAUUCGGGUUGUAUUAUUAGAGUAGAAACCCCAAAAAGGUGUACCUUUUUUUUUAAAAUCAUGACUGUGUGUGUGUGUGUGUGUGUGUGUGUGUGUGUAAUAUAUAUAUAUAUAAACAGGGCCCGCCAAGGUAGAUUUGGGAGUGGUGCGUGGGAUGACCAAUCAACGUCGGUCCAGUAUGGAGGUUCCUGUUUCUAUAUAGGCCGGAUCAUCCCCUCCCACAACUCCAUGCUCCGCCUUCUCAUUUGUAGCGUCAAGGGGAAGGGCAGAGUAGGGGAAGACCCUAAAAUAUACUAAAUUUGGUUGUGGUGUGCCGAACCCGAUGUUCGGGCAGGCCCGUAAAGAGGGCAAAAAAGUGUAAGCAAAGCAACUUUAAUACGUAUUUACUUGUUUAACAAGACCCUUGCAGAUAUGUGGUUUCAUAUUAUUUGGUUAAGUCUUUGAAUGCCUUCUUUGACUGACUUUUCCAGUACUUGGCCCAGGUCCUCCAUUUCCCUAUGGUGGGCACCUAUUAAAAUAAUUAGCAGGGGGAGACAUAGUGUCCCCCCAUGCCCUCAACUGUGUCCUGCGUGUAGGGGCAAUUAAACUAAACAGGGGACCUAGUGUCCCCCACAACCUCCACCUAUUGGUGGUACAGGAGCCCUAGAAGAAUGGGGGAAGUUGAAUCCCCAAAUCCCCAUCCAUUAAUGGGGGUUGGGUCCCUGGUUCAGCGGAAGGGGAGUUUUAAUACGAGGGGGGGUGGAUUCUGGUACUGGAGGAGCCCAAGUCACCACCCCCCCCCCCCCCCCUUUUACAGAAUAUCCAAUCUACCCCUCACCCUAAAAAAGUAGGAGGGGCGGGGGGGGGGCAAAAAAAAUGAAAUACCUGAGAAACACUGUAUAUUACAUUAGGUCUUUUUUUUUUUAUUUCCCUCUUCUUUUUUCAGUCUAAAAGCAUAACAAUUACAGCUUCAGGCUUGAAUACAGUAAGAUUUUUAUAUUUAUGGAGGCAGGAGGGCUAGAUAUGGUGUUAACACAAUAGGGUCAUGAAUUCAUGUUUGUGUUCCUGACCCUAUAGUGAUCCUUUAAUGUAAUGCUGACUUUGGUCUCUCUAACACUGUGGCAUGUUCACUUUCUUCUACACUCACUACAUACAGCUUUUCUCUGUCCCAGACUAUAAACCAGGAGCUUCUGCCUGCUAGUAAGAAGGUAAGGAGACAAGUGGACCAGCGGGUGCUAGGGGACAGUCCUUAGAAAGCGUUGAGUGAGCGCAUCAUUAGAUGCAUUUAUGCCAAGCUCAGGGUGCUGUCUGCAUAGUAUGCCCUAAGUUGGCCAGCUGCAUGAUUGCCAGGCAGCCUGACAUGCAUUCAUACCAGGCUGGCCUUCUAAUUCUUUGAGCAGACAUGUCCUCUUUUUGGGCAUGUUCGCCCCUUUUGGCAGGUUACGUGAUUUGUGUCAGUGGGGGUGCCUUUUACCAUGCCCAUUUACUUCCUGCUUGACUGGACACUGCUGUUAGGCGUUAUGGAUUUAUUUAUGAAAAGAUGAAAACAUAAAUUAGUGAGAGAUUAGCCUAGGGUAUGUGUUUUCUUAUAGCUGCUGUUUUCUUUCUCUCCAGCACCAUCAGAUACAUGAUGCUUGGGAGUGUUUUACUGUUUUUGGUCGAUACGAUUCUGUAAUUAGGCCCGUCAUAAUUGUCAGCACCAGGCCCACUGUGCUCUUAAUCUGGCCCUGGCUGUGUGGUGUUCCCAGGGCUGCAUAAACAGAAACACAACCGAUAUAACUCCUAAAUGAGAAAUGAGCAGUGAAACUGCAGGGGUACGACCUAUAAACUAAAACUAUUUCAGUUGUGCUGCUUAGAGGAAUCCUUGCAUCAUUAAAGGGUUACUCCUUUGAGCAUUUUGAAGUGGUCAUGGUGCCUGGGCUGGCUCAUGUCAAUUCUGUAUAUAUUUCUGUGCACAGAAUGCCAAUCAUUGGCUGAGAGCGUUCAGCUGAUGCGCUCAGCCAAUGAAUGACCAAUAGGAUCGGCAUGUCAUUAGCCUUAGAGGACCAUCGGUGCCUGGCGCUGUCCCAGUUAAGAGGGCAAACCUUUGCAAAACAGUACCCUGCCGCCGUUUACUUGGAAAUGGAGCCAGGGUACUUUUCACAUCAUAACCACUACAGCGGAUGUGUGCGUAUUUAAAUGUAGAAUAAUUAAGUUAUUUAUUUUUAAAUAAGUUAUUUAUUUUAUCUUAAAUAGGCUGACUUUUGAGUUUUUUAUCUGUAACUUUGAAUUAACAGGCACGUGUAUUGCCAAGUUACCUACCCUUUGCUUUUAUUGCGAUAGAAUUUUUCAAUGCUGUGAUCCUUGAUUGGAAGAAUGCGAAUGUGUUUGGUCAAAACCUGUUCAGUUUGUGCGAAAACAAAAUAAUAAACUGCAUACGUUUUUUAUGACAGAUCUAUUUUUUUUUUUAAGCAGCUCCUGCCUGCAGAGGUCAUUAGACAAACACAACAAAGAAACGAAACUAAAGAUAAAUUGAAACCAUAUAAACAUUGAAGAAACUGAAACUAUGUAGUCAUUCGUGUCUGCAGUCAAAUAAGUGUUGCCUAUUCUUGUCCUGGGCUGGCUGUGCAAUAAUCUCAGGUAUGGUAUCCCACGUAGAACUUUAUAUAGCCCAGGUAUAUGUUAUAGGAAUGUGAUAGAUUUGGGGUAUUUUGUCAUUGUUUAGCCUGUUUAGUUAAGUUGCCUGUAAGAUAGGAGAUAUAGGAAGAGAAGGACAGUUUGUCAUGAAAUAUUAAAUAACUGUAUCCGCUGUUCCAUUUCAGUCUUUAUAUUAUGUGUAACUUUUAUAUUUAUUUAUUUUUUUUAAUUCGUGUUUUAUUGAAUUUUCAAUUUUACAGCGUGGAGGUACAUAAGGAAAGAAGGGGUAGGGUACAAAAAGGUACACAUAAAUCACAAUUGUUCAUUAGACAGCUACAUUGGUUUUUCCAUCAUUUACAAACAUGUUGAGGUUUCUUUAUAAUUUUUUGUUUUUUUAAAUUAUUAUUUAAAUAGCAUUAACAACUUCCAGUGCCUGGGGGUACAGAGAAGGGUUGUACAGACAGAAGUGAACAAGGCGAUUGCAAAUGAUAAAGGGGCAAUGUUGAAACAAGCAUACAGUCUUGAGGUGUUACCCUUGCCUUACAAACGUGCAAGCAACAGUAAAUGUUAAGACAAAAGUGGUUGUUUUUCGUUUAUUGUUUUUUGUUUGUAUGUGGAAAAAUAUGGACAUACUGUAAAUAUAUGGGCCGCUAUUGAGACUAGGGCUAAAUAAUUUCUGUACUUUUAAGGGGCACUUCUACCACUAUAAACACUACAGGCUACUGUAAUAAUUAUGAUGCCAGGAGUUCCCACAGGAAAGACUUAGGAAGGGUUUGAAAACUUGGGGGUCUGUUGCCGACUCCCUAGAUCCUUAAGCUCAAGUUAGGAGCUUCUGUUAGCUCCGAUGAUCUAAGCCCUGCUGUGCAGAGCCAGCUGUUUGACUGACAGCGUCACUAUUUUUAAGUGGUUUGAGUACUUACUGUGUGAGGAUGCCAGGGUACUCCUGACUUUAAAACCACUACAGUCGACUGUAGUGCUUAUGGUGCUUGGAGUGUCCUUUAAUGUAAUUCUAUACUCCAGAUUUAUGGUUUACCGAGUUUCUACCUAUACUUUGCACUGUCAUAACACAAAGCUAACACACUGAUAACGACUUAUCUCUGACUCAUUCCUUCGCAAUAAAUGUCACUUGUGGAAUUUGUGGGCGGGCCACAAAAGUUCUGCAUAAUUAGAUAACUCCCAAAUACACUUUUCAAUGAUAGCAUCUAAGUGAGGGGCAGGAUGUAAGUAAAAAUUUUAUUGAUACAUUAUUUUUGUUGUUAUUAUGUUAUUAUUUAUAUAGCGCCAACAAAUUCCACAGUGCUUUACAGUGGUUGGCGAACAAACAUGUAGUUGUAACCAGACAAGUUGGACACACAGGAACAGAGGGGUUGAGGGCCCUGCUCAAUGAGCUUACAUUUACUGUGUUUUUAAUUUUUAAUACUACGUUCAUUUAUCUCUAUAUUUAACAAAUAUAAAAGAGAGAAGUUAAAUGUAAAAAUCCAUACCUCUUUAUUUUGAAGCUGGACGUAUCUCGGCUCCCUGUCAAUCAUUGUUACAAGCUGUGUUCUUUGCACCUGGUAGUCAGCAUCCAAGAACCAUACAGAGAAGAGGAGAAAUGAAACAAGGUUUCUAUUUCACCCUAUACCCACACAUAUUAUAUACCAUUUUUCUCUCCGUUAAACGGUCUUUCUAAAGAUAUCAUUAUUUUCAUUAUAUCAUAUAAUUUACUCUAAAAUAAAUUGUAAAAAAACAAUUUUUUUAAACACACCUUUUCAAACUUUCACCCCCAAAAUCUGUUACGCAUCUACAACCGCCAAAAAACACCCAUGCUAAAUAGUUUCUAAAUUUUGACCUUCGUUUAGAAAUUAUAUAUAUAUAUAAAAUAUAUUAGGGUUUCAAAACAGUAAAACGUAUCACAACAAUGAUAUCAUCAGUGAAAGUGCCGUUUGUGUGUGGAAAAAUAUAAUUUCAUUCUAACUGAAUUUUGAUAGAGAUUAAUUUAUAUUUAUAUAUAUAUAUAUAUAUAUAUAUAUAUUUCAUAUAUAAUUUUAUUAAAGGGGUUUCAAAACAGUAAAACGUAUCACAACAAUGAUAUCAUCAGUGAAAGUGCCGUUUGUGUGUGGAAAAAUAUAAUUUCAUUCUAACUGAAUUUUGAUAGACACUAAAGUGUCAGAAAAACAAACCAGUUUUCCUGGCACUAUAUGAUCCUAAGGACCCCCCCACCCUCAGGGUCCCCCUCCCGCUGGACUGAAGGGGUUAAAACUGUUUAGCCACUUACCUUAAUCCAGCGCCGGGCUUCCUCGGUGCUGGUGGCCUCUCCCCCCCACCCCUGCCGACGUCAGCUCUCGAGUGGAGCGUAAUGCGCAUGCGCAGCAAGAGCCACGCACGCAUUUAAACAGUCCAUCGGAAAGCAUUUCUCAGGAACACAGCCACUAGAGGUUGGAUUAACCCUGCAAUGUAAACAUAGCAGUUUACCUGAAACUGCUAUGUUUACAUCUGAAGGGUUAAAACCUGUAGGACCUGGCACCCAGACCACUUCAUUGAAAUGAAGUAGUCCUCAGUGACUAUACUGUCCCUUUAAUAUCAAAAUAUAGUUAGAAUAAAAUGAAAGUCUCAAACGUGGACUGAAACGUUGAAGCAGCUUUUUAAAGAUGGAUCAAUGAACUUAUAACUUUUAAUCACAUUUGGGAAUCCGAGAGUGCUGGUCAUCUCUUCUAUUGGUAUGUGCUAUCUUCCCCAGACUUCAAGCACCCGGUUCAAUUAUUUUGAAGCCAGAGUGCAAGGAUAUUGUGGACUAUAUAUAUAGAUAUAUAUAUUUGGGUACAUUGAUCUUGAGGAAGACCCUGUAGGGUUGAAACGUCGGUCAGGUGAUGUAACUUUUUUUGGAAUAAAUACUAACAAAUUUUUGACAAGACCUUAGAGUGCAUCUCUUUUUUUCUUUCUACAUAUCCUAAAUGUGGGAUUGCACCAAGGCAUUAAUACAUCAAGUUUAUGGGAGAUAGGGUGAGUGCCAAGCUUUCUAUAUAUAUAUAUAUAUUUUUUUUUUUUUAUUCUAAUUCUUUUAUAAUAAUAUUUAAUACAAUAUAUAAAGUUAUUAUAUAUAUAUAUAUAUAUAUAUAUUCUAUAUAUACGUGUGUAAUUUUACUCUAAGUAUAUUUUUAUAUUAAUAUAUGUAUUUUUAUUAUUUAUGAACUUUUUUUUUUUUUUUACUUUUUUUCACCAGCAGGUGAACAAUCCCACUCCAGGCAACACUAAGGAUGACUAUUGCGGCCAUGUGAGCGCACUUUCAGACCAUUUUUUGUUGGACAUUAAAGGGACACUAUAGUCACCGAAACAACUUUAACUUAAUGAAGCAGUUUUGGUGUAUAGCUGAUGCCUCUGCAGUCUCACUGAUCCAUCCUCUGCCAUUUAGGAGUUAAAUCACUUUGUUUAUGCAGCCCUAGUCACAACUCCCUACAUGUGACUUAUACAACCUUCCUAAACACUUCCUGUAAGGGGUCAUCUAAUGUUUACACUUCCUUUAUUGUAAAUUCUGUUAAAUUUGGAGUUCUUAUCUCCUGCUGUGUUAAAAGAGAUAAAACUUUUAAAGUAAUUUACAACUGAUUGAAAAUGAAACCACUUUUUUUUUUUACAGGCUGUGUCAGUCACAGCCAGGGGCAGUGUGGCUUGGGCUGCAUAAACAGAAACAAAAGUGAUUGAUUUAACUCCUAAAUGGCAGAGAAUUGAGCCGUAAGACUGCAGGGGCAUGAUCUAUACACCCAAUUUGAUUAAUUAAGCUAAAGUUGUUUUGGUGACUGUUAUGACGAGUUCACUUUAAGCUAAAAGAGAUCUGGUAUACUGUACGAAAUAUAUGGGAAUGGACAUUCAAGGCCACGGUGAUUUAAUGUGAGAAAAGAGGUAUUCAUUAAUGUCUGAGUGGAAGAUCAGAUCAGAUCCAGGCUAUAACUAGCAUUCCAGACACAAGUGGCUGCAGCCUGUGUACCAGACAGAGUUAUUUCCGUCACGGGAAAACAACAUAUCAUAUAUAAACGGCAAUCUUAAUUUGUCUCACCAUAUGCGAAAUGUAUUUUUGAACAGUUUCAACAUACUAUAUACAACUACCUAUCUAAAGCUACUGGUUUCAUUUAACCCCUUAAGGACAAAUGACAUGUGUGACAUGUCAUGAUUCCCUUUUAUUCCAGAAGUUUGGUCCUUAAGGGGUUAAAGAGACACUAUAGUCACCCAAACAACUACAGCUUAAUGUUCCUGCAGGCUUUAUAAUAUAAACAAAGCUUUUUCAGAGAAAAGGCAGUGUUUACAUUGCUGGCUAGAUACACCUCUAGUGGGGGAGAGGGAGGGUGGGAGAGAGGGAGCACCUAAACGCUAAACGGUGCUUUUAAACCGAUUUUAAACAGGUUUGUAUUCCUGACAAUAUUGUGUUCCUUUAAAGGAGAACUGUUAUUUACUAAAUGUGCCUUAAAGGACCACUAUAGUGCCAGGAAAACAUACUCGUUUUCCUGGCACUAUAGUGCCCUGAGGGUGCCCCCACCCUCAGGGUCCCCCUCCCGCCUGGCUCUGUGGAGAGGAAAGGGGUUAAAACUUACCUUUUUCCAAUGCUGGGCGGGGAGCUCUCCUCCUCCAAUCCUCCUCUUCUCCUCCCAUUCGGCUGAAUGCGCACGCGCGGAAAGAGCUGCGCGCGCAUUCAGCCGGUCUCAUAGGAAAGCAUUUACAAUGCUUUCCUAUGGACGCUUGCGUUCUCUCACUGUGAUUUUCACAGUGAGAAUCACGCAAGCGCCUCUAGCGGCUGUCAAUGAGACAGCCACUAGAGGAAUUGGAGGAAGGAUUAACCCAUUUACAAACAUAGCAGUUUCUCUGAAACUGCUAUGUUUAUAAAAAAAAAUGGGUUAACCCUAGCUGGACCUGGCACCCAGACCACCUCAUUAAGCUGAAGUUGUCUGGGUGCCUAGAGUGGUCAUUUAAGCAUUUCAGACAAAAUCACACAGUGAUGCUGUUAUUCAUGUUUUGCAGAAGAAAUGGACCUGGGGCUGCAGCUCCAUUAGUCCCUAUCUUAAUCCACCUUACAUAGCUCUGUGCAUAUCGGUAUAGUAAAUAUAAGUCAUAACUGCAUCAUGUUCUGCUAGCAAUUUCUCAGAUACAAUUCAAAUAUUUUCAUUACAGUAUUAAGUUUAGUCCUUGACUGUAUUUAAAGGUACACUAUAGUCACCAGAACAACUACAGCUUAUUGAAUUUGUUCUGGUGAGUAGAAUCAUUACCUUCAGGCUUUUUGCUGUAAACAGUGUUUAUUUCAGAGAAAAUGCAGUGUUUACAUUACAGCCUAGUGAAAACUUCACUGGCCACUCCUCAGAUGGCUGUUAGAGAUCCUUCCUGGGUCAUUGCUGCCUAAAAUGCAUCCAAACAUUCAGUGUCUCAUUGAUUCAAUUCAUCUCUAUGAGGACAUGCUGUUUGAAUUGUGCUGGCUCUGCCCCUGAUCUGCCUUUUUGUCAGUCUCAGCCAAUCCUACGGGGAAGCAUUGUGAUUGGAUUCGGCUAUCACUUUUGUUGAUGUCAGCAGGCAGUGGGCAGGUCUAACAGAAACAGGGACAAAAUAAGCAGCUGCAGACUUGAAUACAAGUAAUAUGUUACUCUAUUUAUGGAGGCAUAAGGGGACCAGGGUGGCUAGAUGGUGGUUUUAACCAUAUAAAUGUUUGUGUUCCUGACCCUAUAGUGCUCCUUUAACAGAACACUCCAAACUAAAUUAAAGAGUGUGUACAUAUUUUUUUCUUCUUUUUUAUGUUAAUAGAAAUUAGCACUUUUAUAAAUAAACUUAUACACCUCCAUGGCUAUGAUACAACUUAUUUUCAAAUUCUUCGAUUGGAGAGCCACAAUAUGUCAGUAAUAGGGAGGGAUUGCAGAUACUAGAUCUGCAGCUAUUCCAAGACAAGAUUUUACAUGCCCCCAAAAUAAACAGACAAAACAUACAUUAUAUGCCUAUUUUCUUUGGGGUUAUAUUUACUAAAUUGUUAUUUUUUUCUUAAAAUGGCAGUUAUUGAACUGUUAUCAUUCACAUAUUCCAAACUGUUUUAUAUCUUGUGUUAAUUAAAUUUUCCCAUCCAAUUACAAGUCUACCAUUUUUAAAAUGUAAUUUAUUUUUUUCUAAAUAUUAAAAGGUAAAAUUGUAAUGCUCUUAUAUUAUAAUUUAUAGAGCGCCAACAUUUUACAGUCUACUUAUCUGUAGGCAGGUAAGUUCACAAAAGUCCCUUUUGUCUUGUUCAUGCUGUAAUAUAAUAUAAAGAUAUCACCAUGGGCUUUUUCAAGAGCAAGAUAUUUUGUAGAUAAAUAUAUCUAACGAUGUUACCCACCGCAAUUGGACAUUUGAGACUAUAGAUUACUGUAAUGGACCGUUUUGCACACAAGGGGUAAAAACCGUUUAGGCGAUCGGCCCCCUUUCCAGAGAUACAGGCACAGCUACUGCAGAACACCAAACUCCCGAACUGGAUACAAAAUAGCACUCCAACUCCCGAACUGGAACCUCCCAAAUAGCUACUAGUAGACGAACAGGAAAAGCAGACAAUCAGCUUACACUCCUGGCAAUCAGUCUCUAACAGCAUACAGUGAAUCCCCCCAAGAACGAGACAAGGCUCCGUGUUGAGGGUCAAGCAGUGGUCUGUUUAAUGAGGGCUACCUGCCCGGCUUUUAUGCAGGUCUCCCACCUGGUGGACACUCCCCUAGAGGACCAAAUGGGAGACUGUGACAAGGGACAGACAAGUAGACAAAUAGGACACACAGUCACAGUAUAUUCCCACAAUGCAUCCUGGCUUCCUCCCCUCUGCCCUGGGAGAUAAUUGAGAAGUAACUCAAUUAUCUCCCAAGACAAAGGCAAAACUCCAUUACACAUGUGGGGACACAAAACCAGUAUUAUACUUUAAAAUACAUAAAGUAACAUUUAUUACAUAAAACACAGACAUGUAACAUAUCCCCAGAUAGCUCAGGUCUGAGUGCACAUUAUUAGGUGAAUGGCACUCAGACCACACGAAUACAGUUUAAUUGCCAUGGAGCUAAAGUCUUUAAUUACACGAAUAGGCUCCAUGGCAUAGCUAUCUGGGUUAAAACAUUCCCCCAACACAAAAUACCGAAUCUGCAUACAUUCGUUAAAUUGGUACGAAUCAGAACCAGGGGCUGGAGGCUCAGCGGUGCUUAGCUGACACUGUCCAGAUUUGGCAUAGGAAAGCCGGGCAAAAAAGCACUGGCUGCCCGGGGAGCUCCAGAACAUCGCCAUCGUGUGGCGGCUAGGUGUAACCGCGACCACCCAGUAACAGUCAAUUAAGCUGCGGUUAACCACAGCUACUGGGUGGUCAAUUGCCGGCAGACGCUCGUUAAGCCGCGGUUAACCGCGGCUUCAGGGAGGUAAAUGGAGGGCGCACUCCAGCUUCUGGGUGGCCAAUUAACGGCGCCGGCCGGCUUCCCACGGCUCUGGGGAGGCUGAAAAGAAACUGUUUGUUCGGUAGAUGGAAUCUACCGAACGGCUGUGCAGAAAGGGAGAAAUAAAUCCUUCUGCACAGUAAAAUUAACCCUUUAGCUGCCGGUCCAUAAUCCAAAGGCAGCAGGUGGGCAACCAGGCUCCUCCAAUGCAAUGUGGCAAGAUUGGUCUCGUCACAGUUACCUUCUGCACAUGCCAACGUGAAGCCAUAUGGGUAGAAAUCUAUCUAAAGUCUAUUUCUGGCUAUGUGAUAUUAAAGGGUCACUCCAGAUCCCUAGACUACUUUAGCUUGCUGAAAAGAUUUAUGUGUGGAGCGUGUGUCCUCUUUUAUUUCAUUUUGCAAAAAGUGCAGAUUUACAAUAGAAAUUGACACUUGUAAAUUAACCUGGUUAAACCCCCUUGGCGUUCAAUCAGACAACAGAUAAAGCUACUUCCUGGUUUCAUUAGCUCAAUGCAGCUGACCUCAAGAGGCAGGAAUUGCCCAGAGCACCUGCCUUGCAUUGAGCUGCAUUGGGAUGUCUGUGAUUGGACAGUGGUAAAGUCUGGGCGGGGUUAGAAGGGGAAAGCUUGCAAAGGCAGCAGACAAGACAACUGCAGGCUUUGCAAGCUGAUUUUAGAUAUAUUCCCAAUGAAAAAUACAUAAUUAAAUGCAUGCAACCUUUCAUUUGGGAUAUAUCUUCUAAAAGGUGAUUUUUAUAAAUUUAGUAUUUGGGUAGUGUAGUGUCCCUUUAAAUAUUUUCACCCAUGUACAUUAUAAAAGAGAAUGAUUAUCUCAGACAGUUGGUUCUAGGUCUUUGCUGAGCAUUCUAGAUCAUUGUACUUAAUCCUGCGUUUUCUUUCUUCAAAUAGAAUUCUAUAUAUCAAGACCUAACAAGUUCAUCAAGACCUUAAAAGAUGGAAGAUAAAGAUACAUCAACUCUUGAACCGAAGGUUGUCCUACUGAAUGAUGUCAAACUCCAGCUUUUACGUAUAAAAGAAGAAUCAUGGGAAAUGAUUGAUGAAUUUGAGGAUAAAAUUAUGAAAUUGAAGGUGAAUUCAGCGCGAGACAAGGAGAGAACUUAUGAUUUAUUUCAGGAUCUACAAGAAUUACUUAGAAAAGAGGGGAAUAUGCAUUUGACCGAAAAUGAAAUAAAGGAAGAAAAGGCAAUGACAGUUUUAGAAACAGCCAUCCUGGAUUUGACUGAAAUAUCAACUAACAUCACUGACCAAUUGGAGAAAAUGGAAAGUAAUUCAUCAAUGAGACGUUUUCUGAUCAAAACCAAGAAGAAAAAGGAAAUGUUAACUACUCAGUUGAAGGCAAUGGAUGGACUUGAGACACAGUUUAAUGGAUUUAUGUCUCCACUUCAUCUCCGAGAUUGGAAAGGAAUGAGACAUAUUGUAAAACCAAUUCCUGAACCUCUUCAGUUUGACCCAGAGAGUGCACAUCCUAAUCUCAUCUUGUCUCCAGACCUCAGACAAGUAAAAUACAGCCAUUCUACUAAGAAAUUGAAGGGAAGUAAACUGUGUUUUGAGCCAGGGCUUUAUGUACUGGGGAUUCCAGGAUUCCAAUCUGGCCGUCACUACUGGGAGGUCUAUGUGGGUAACAGAAGCAAUUGGGUAAUCGGCAUUGUAAAAGAGUCAGUGGAACGUAAGGGAGUACAUGUACUGAGCCCACAAAAUGGGUACUGGGUCAUACGGAAGCAAACACACAAUACAUUUUAUGGUAUCGGAGAUCCCCCUCUUAGUCUAGUUCUGAAGAACCAACCCACUAGGAUUGGAGUGUGUCUGGAUUUUUUUGUUGGUCAUGUGGCCUUUUAUGACGCAGACACAACUCUUCUGCUCUUUCAGUUCAAUGAUUUUCAAGUAAAGGAGAAAAUGUUUGCUUUCUUUUGCCCAGGAAUAGCUAUGCAAGAUGAAGACUGGUGCUCAUUAACAUUGUGCCCUUAAGACACCAGUUGUGCACUAUAGAUACAAAAACAACAACAAAAGAUAGAAUUAUUCUGAUUCCAUUUACUGUGAUAUGAACUAACGCCAUGCACCUCAAAAGCCAACUGGAAUAUGUUAAUUUCAAAAGACACAACCUCCCAAGUGUGCAUUUGUGAGAAUUUGCGUGCAAUGUACUCUGCAUUCUGACAAUUUUGGUCAAAUUAUGUGACACAAAGGGAUAUUUUCACAAAACAGUGAAUCUUGUUGACAUGGGAGCAAACUAUUCAAAACUUUUGGAAAAGUUGUCCAGACCAAUAAGGGAUUAUUCUCCCUUAAAGGAACACUAUAGUCACCUAAAUUACUUUAGCUAAAUAAAGCAGUUUUAGUGUAUAGAUUAUUCCCCUGCAAUUUCACUGCUUAAUUCACUGUCAUUUAGGAGUUAAAUCACUUUGUUUCUGUUUAUGCAGCCCUAGCCACACCUCCCCUGGCUAUGAUUGACAGAGCCUGCAUGAAAAAAAAAAAACUGGUUUCACUUUCAAACAGAUGUAAUUUAUCUUAAAUAAUUGUAUCUCAAUCUCUAAAUUGAACUUUAAUCACAUACAGGAGGCUCUUGCAGGGUCUAGCAAGCUAUUAACAUAGCAGGGGAUAAGAAAAUCUUAAUUAAACAGAACUUGCAAUAAAGAAAGCCUAAAUAGAGCUCUCUUUACAGGAAGUGUUUAUGGAAGGCUGUGCAAGUCACAUGCAGGGAGGUGUGACUAGGGUUCAUAAACAAAGGGAUUUAACUCCUAAAUGGCAGAGGAUUGAGCAGUGAGGCUGCAGGGGCAUGUUCUAUACACCAAAACUGCUUCAUUAAGCUAAAGUUGUUCAGGUGACUAUAGUGUCCCUUUAAUGCUAUCUUGACCAUAGUCAUUUCUCAAGUCAUUAAAAUUCACUGUUUUGUUAAUAGAACCCAAAAGUAUAUGUUUUACAUGAUAAAAUACAGCCAUAUAUUUUAAGUAAUAACAUUAAAGAAUUUUGUGAGCUUGAUAUUAACAUUAUCUACUAGCUAUUUUGUUUGUAGUAUAUCUGGUUAGCAAUGAAAACAUAAGGUCUUUUGUAAUGAAAAAAAGGGAACAUCACUUUUAAGCUAAAAUUUUUGUAGAAGAUGUUAAUUCUGUUUCUGUAUAGAAAUCAAAAGUGUGGGAAUAACCAGCUGUAAAACUGAGUACAUUUUAAAAGACCACUCCAAACACUAUGACCACUCCAGAGCACUCUAAAACAGGUUGACUGCCUACAAUAGGGAAUGCCCCAGGCUAUUCUUGGCACCAUAACAACUACCAGGGCCGUUUGAAGCAAUUUGGGGGCCCCAAGCAAAAUGGACACAGAGGCCCCCCCAACCUCCAACCCCCCGCCCCCCACACGCACGCAGACCUUACAGGAACCACAGCAUAUUUUACAGUGCAAAUACUGCUUAGAGCUCUGCCCUGCACCUUAGUGGUCUUUCCUCUCCCCCCACCAUCCCCUACCAGUCUCUUCUCACCCCCCCAUUCUCCUCACCCCCCUCCCUGUGUUUUCCUCAUCUCCUCACCCCCCUCCCC